Mugil cephalus (flathead mullet) is the source of this 1692-nucleotide messenger RNA. RefSeq names its product sorting nexin 20 (gene snx20). Gene Ontology annotation, molecular function: protein binding; phosphatidylinositol phosphate binding. The transcript is spliced from 3 exons. Lineage: Eukaryota; Metazoa; Chordata; Actinopteri; Mugiliformes; Mugilidae. Gene Ontology annotation, cellular component: early endosome membrane. Gene Ontology annotation, biological process: protein transport. The coding region runs from base 156 to 1034 and encodes 292 amino acids. The record is from RefSeq and is a predicted model, not a curated record.
CCGUCCCCACACGGAGGAAGUUCCUCCCGUCUGCACUCGUCUGCUGCUCUGUCUUCAGGGCUGAGGCUUCGCGCUCGCUGCAGGAGGAGGUCCGGGUGGAGGAGGAGGUCCGGGUGGAGGAGGAGGUCCAGCUGGAGGAGCUGAGCAAGGACCUGAUGGCAGAACCACAGAUGGACCCUGACUCCACGGCUCCAGGUUGUAGCUAUGACCUCCUUGAUGAACCAGAUGUGUGUGGUUCCAGUUUAACGACGAAGGAGCUGCAGCAGAACUGGAAGAUGUUGAAGCAGAGAGAGAGACCAGUCAAGCUGCUGUUUGAAAUCCCCUCAACUCGUAUCGUACAGGAACAUCUCAGCAAAUACGUGGUCUAUGAGGUGGUCCUGAUGCGCUCCGGGAGCUUUGACUCUCGCCGGGUUUCGGUGCAGCGCCGCUACAGCGACUUCUCUCGCCUCCACCAGCGACUCCAGGAGGAGUUCCAGGAGGAGGUGGAGGAGCUGGUUCUGCCUCCGAAGCUCCUGAGGGGGAACUUCUGCCCCGAGAAGGUGUCGGGGCGGCGGCUGGCGCUGCAGGACUACCUGGCCCAGCUGUUCGCCGCGCGCUGCGUCCGACACUCGCCCCUGUUCGCCGGCUUCCUCAGCGACGCGGAGCAGCGCCGGGCCCACGAGCUGCUGAGGGCGGGCCAGUUUGAGGGGGCUGUGGAGCAGCUGCAGACGGUUCUGGAGAUCCAGGAGAAGCUGCUGCCGUGGCAGAAGCCCACCCUCCUGGUCCCCACCCUGGCCGCCCUCGCCGUCUGUUACCGGGACCUGGAGAAACCGGAGCAGGCGUUGGGCACCGCCCAGAGAGCGCUGCCCCCGGUGAGGCGCUAUGGGCUGAAGAGCUACAGGGCGCCGCUGCUGGAGCUGCUGGUGGACCUGGGCUACCAGCUGGGACGCCCCGUGGCUCAGCUGCAGGAGGAGCUGAGGACCCAGAGGGACGCAGAGAGGGGGGAGGUGUCCCGCCGCUCGCUGAAGGAGGUAGUGAUCCAUGAGUUCCUCUGAAGAGCCAGAACCCACCUGUAGACGUGUAAAGUGCUUUGUGCAGCAACAGGUUGAAAGAUGCUGUAUAAAAACAAGACACCACUACUUUAUCUGCAUGAUCCUCAGUUAAAGGUAAAAGUCUGAAGACUCUGUAAGUUAUUGUACUUCGUUGGACCAUCACUAAAGAGCAUUUGUUCUUGUGUUUUCAUGUUUUGGGAUAAUAUAUGUUGGAAUGUUUUUUCCUCAUUGUUUUGUAAUAGAAUAAUUUAACAAAAUUAUAAAUUCAUGCACAGGACGUAUUUAGCCCCACUCCACUUAAAUAAAAUGUUUCCUAAUUCGCUGUCAGCAUUGUGAAACAUUUACUGUGUCAGCUGAGCGUGAUUUUUUGGAAAUGCAGAAAAUUAAAACAUUUUUGGAAGGUGGUGCAUGAUGUGACUGUCAAUGUUGAUGAAACUCCACUGGAUAAUAAACCAGUACGGUUCCUCUUUGCAGCACAGGAAGAGGAUCACUAUCAUAUCCCACAGAACAAAGAAAUGCAUUGUACACCCACAUCAUUUAUUUAGUUUAAACUAACUGUAUCUAAUUUCUUCUUCUUUUUGUUUUAUUCUCAUUCAGUCUGUUUGUUGGCUAUUGAAUUGUUAUUAAAAAAUAAAUAAAAAGAUAAUGGAAAAACAAAAAA